Molecule: messenger RNA, 1342 nt
Organism: Betta splendens (Siamese fighting fish)
Lineage: Eukaryota; Metazoa; Chordata; Actinopteri; Anabantiformes; Osphronemidae
Product: high mobility group protein B1-like
Exons: 5
Coding region: 173-790 (205 amino acids)
Biological process (GO): regulation of transcription by RNA polymerase II
Cellular component (GO): nucleus
Molecular function (GO): DNA binding, bending
Source: RefSeq, a predicted model, not a curated record
CGGCCAAUCAGGUGCACGCCAGACUGGGUGCCGGCCAAUGGCGUGCGAGCCCCGCCGAGAGUAAUGUUAGAGAGCUGAAGAGUGAAGACACUGCGUAUCGCCUGUGUUCGCUCAUACACAGCCAUUGCAGAGCAUUGAGGUCCAGCGAUAGUCCCUAGUCAAGGCCACCAAGAUGGGGAAAGAUCCAACCAAGCCGAGGGGGAAGAUGUCCUCCUAUGCGUACUUUGUGCAGACCUGUCGGGAGGAGCACAAGAAGAAGCACCCUGAUGCUUCAGUUAACUUUUCUGAGUUUUCCAAGAAGUGCUCUGAGCGAUGGAAGACAAUGUCUGCCAAGGAGAAGGGCAAGUUUGAGGACCUGGCCAGGCAGGACAAGGCUCGCUAUGAGAGGGAGAUGAUGAACUAUGUUCCUGCCAGGGGAGGAAAGAAGAAAAAGUUCAAGGACCCUAAUGCCCCCAAAAGACCUCCAUCUGCCUUCUUCAUCUUUUGCUCAGAAUUCCGCCCUAAGGUAAAAGGUGACAGCCCUGGACUGUCUAUUGGUGACGUUGCCAAGAAGCUGGGUGAGAUGUGGAACAGCACCGCUUCAGAGGACAAGCAGCCCUACGAGAAGAAGGCUGCUAAACUGAAGGAGAAGUAUGAGAAGGAUAUAGCAGCAUAUCGCGCUAAGGGCAAAACAGGCGGCGGGGCCCCAGGAAAAGCCCCGGCCAAGGCGGAGAAGAAGGACGAUGAUGAUGAUGAAGAUGACGACGAGGAGGAGGAUGAAGAUGAUGAUGAUGAGGAUGAUGACGAGUAAAUGGCAAAUGACAUAUAUAUAUGUAUAGUGGUCAUUUUCUUGUUUAUAAAGCAUUUAAUCCCCUUGUACACACUUCACUUACUGAAAGAAAAUACAUUAGUAUCCAAGGGGUAAAAGAAAAACAACAAAAAAAGGCUGUGUAUAUCAGUUGUUUUUAUGCUGUACAGUUUUUUUCUCCUUUUUGUAUAGUUAACACUACACAAGUAUUGUGUCUGUAUCUUUCUGCCAGUCUUAUUUUCCCAGUGGUAGUUCCUAGACCACUCUCCUGCCUGGUACAGUGUAAAGGGAUGGGCUUACAGUAUUUACCCUAGCUAGAGGUGCACAGCACAUAAAAACGUUCUUGAUUAGAUCGAAGUGUUUCCUUUUUUUUCCUUUUUCCUGUGUGUGCGCGUGUGUGUGUGUGUUUUUUUUUUUAAUGACUUGUCAAAAUGACGUAUCACAGUUGUUUUACUGAUCUUUAUGUACCACUGUAAUAGCAAAAAUAAGAAAAAAAGCCUUGUUUAUUGUUAAAAUUUAAAUUGCUUCUGAUGUCAAUAAACAUUUUUUUUAAUA